AUGAGCUGGAGCUUCCUCACUCGUCUCCUGGAAGAGAUCCACAACCACUCCACCUUCGUGGGGAAAGUGUGGCUGACUGUGCUCAUCAUCUUCCGCAUUGUGCUCACAGCAGUUGGAGGCGAGUCCAUCUACUCGGACGAGCAGACCAAGUUCACCUGCAACACCAAACAGCCAGGUUGUGACAACGUAUGCUAUGAUGCCUUUGCUCCUCUCUCGCACGUCCGCUUCUGGGUCUUCCAGAUCAUCAUGAUCUCCACUCCCUCCAUCAUGUACAUGGGGUAUGCUAUUCACAAGAUAGCCCGAAGGUCAGAGGAGGAGCGCAGGAGGCACCUUAGGCUCCGCAGAAAGCCGCCUCCUCAUUCCAGAUGGAGAGAGAGCCAUCAUCUGGAGGAUGUCUUAAAGGAGGAUGAAGACGACGAUGCCGAGCCCAUGAUCUAUGAGGAUACACUGGAGGUGCAGGAGGCCAAGCCUGAGCAAGUAAGCAGCACCAGCAAAGACCCACCAAAAUAUGAUGGCCGCAGAAGAAUUAUGGAAGAAGGACUGAUGAGAAUCUAUGCUCUUCAGCUCAUGUCACGAGCUAUUUUUGAAAUUGCUUUCCUUGCAGGACAGUAUCUCCUCUAUGGUUUUCGAGUUAAUCCUUCAUAUGUAUGCAGCAGGCUUCCCUGUCCACACAGCGUGGACUGUUUCAUCUCUAGGCCCACAGAGAAAACAAUCUUCCUCCUCAUCAUGUAUGUGGUAAGCUGUCUCUGUCUAGUGCUAAAUGUGUGUGAGAUGCUUCACUUGGGAAUUGGCACUUUUCGAGAUACACUUCGAAUGAAGAGGAGCCGGGGCCGACGGACAUCCUACGGCUACCCUUUCUCUCGCAACAUCCCAGCCUCCCCUCCGGGGUACAACCUGGUGAUGAAGACAGACAAACCUAGCAGAAUCCCAAACAGCCUCAUCACCCAUGAGCAGAACAUGGCUAAUGUGGCCCAGGAGCAGCAGUGCAUCAGCCCAGAUGAGAACAUCCCCUCUGACCUGGCGAGCCUGCACCGUCACCUAAGGGUUGCCCAGGAGCAGCUCGAUAUGGCCUUUCAAACAUAUCAGACCAAAAACAACCAGCAAACCUCCAGAACCAGUAGUCCUGUAUCUGGGGGUACUAUGGCAGAGCAAAACCGAGUCAAUACAGUCCAGGAGAAACAAGGAGCCAGGCCAAAAUCCGCCACAGAGAAGGCUGCAGCCAUUGUAAAAAACGGAAAGACCUCUGUCUGGAUCUAG
Messenger RNA from Xiphias gladius (swordfish), 1257 nucleotides. RefSeq names its product gap junction protein gamma 2 (gene gjc2). Lineage: Eukaryota; Metazoa; Chordata; Actinopteri; Istiophoriformes; Xiphiidae. Gene Ontology annotation, biological process: cell communication. The coding region runs from base 1 to 1257 and encodes 418 amino acids. The record is from RefSeq and is a predicted model, not a curated record. Gene Ontology annotation, cellular component: connexin complex. The transcript has a single exon.